Messenger RNA from Ostrea edulis (European flat oyster), 4074 nucleotides. RefSeq lists its product as uncharacterized. Lineage: Eukaryota; Metazoa; Mollusca; Bivalvia; Ostreida; Ostreidae. The record is from RefSeq and is a predicted model, not a curated record. Bases 1 to 4074 code for a protein of 1357 amino acids. Gene Ontology annotation, biological process: DNA integration. Gene Ontology annotation, molecular function: nucleic acid binding. The transcript has a single exon.
AUGAGCAAUCACGAAGAUAAUGCUGCUGCUGCUCCCUCUAUUCCUGUCUUUGUGAAUCCAAACAUUCCAAUACCUGGAAAACUGGAUCUUAAAGGAAACCUGUGCACGAACUGGAAAAAGUUCAAGCGGAUUUGGAGCGAUUAUGAAACAGCGUCUACUCUCAAGGAAAAAGACAAGGAGGUGAGAACUGCUACCUUUCUUACUUGCAUCGGAGCUGACGCUCUGGAUAUUUUUGAUGGUCUUCAGUUUGACUCUGAAGAUGACAAAAAAGACAUAGACAAAGUUCUAGAAAAAUUUGAAUCCUUCUGCAUUGGACAGACCAAUGAAACUUAUGAAAGGUACACUUUCUACAAACGAGACCAAGAAAUCAAUGAAAACAUUGACACUUAUGUGGCAAUUCUCAGAUCUUUAGCGAAAACCUGCAAAUUUGAUGCUCUAGAAAACGAUAUGAUCCGAGACAGAAUUGUACUUGGAAUCCGUGACAAUGGAACACGCAAAAAGCUACUGCAAGAAGCAAAACUGGACCUAAGAAAAUGCGUUGACAUAUGCAGAGCAAACGAAAAGUCAACAUCGCAACUUAAAACCAUGGAGGAAGUUCACGCUGUCAAAUUCAAAACCAUGCGAAAAACUAAACCGCUGAGAACAACACAAGCGCACAGAAAAGAUUUCAAACAAGUCCCAGAAACAAAAGUUCAAAAGAAAUGUUUAUAUUGCGGUAAAGAGCACCUCUUCCGUAAGGAAUUGUGUCCAGCAUGGGGAAAAACAUGCAGGAAGUGCAAUAAAAUGAAUCAUUUUUCAUCAAAAUGUCUGCAGACAAAGCCGAAAUCAAAACGGGAACAUGUAAAACAAGUCAACCAGGAAUCCAGUGACGAGGAAUUCAUCCUCAUGAUCGAAAAUGUUAAUGCCAUUGAGAAAAAGAUUUUUGCAGAAAUCGAAAUUGGAAAUGAUACAGUGAAAUUCCAAUUGGAUUGCGGAUCAACCGUAAACGUUCUACCCGAGAAAAUUUACAAAGAAGUCUGUAAUGACCCCUAUCUCAGGAUGUUACAAAAGGCAGACAUGACUCUGGUAAUGUUUAACAAGUCGGAAUGCCAACCCCUUGGAAAACGGCGAAUAAGCGUCCGCAACCCCAAAAACAAUAAAAAAUACAACAUAGAAAUUGUUGUGGUCGAAGGAAAUCUUAAUCCUAUUCUCGGAGCAAAGGCUGUACAAGGAAUGAAAAUGAUAACUGUCAACACAGAAAACAUAGCAGCCAUUGAGUCAGCCUCCCAAAGCAACUACUUCAUUGAAAAAUACAGUGACGUAUUUAAUGGCCUAGGUAAACUGGAUGGAAAAUUACACCUCGAUGUUGACAAAUCAGUUACGCCAGUAAAACUACCAACAAGAAAAGUCCCGAUUGCAAUGAAGGCACCGUUAAAAUCUGAAAUCGACAGACUGUCAGAUUUAGGCGUUUUGGCUCCAGUAACAGAACCGACUGACUGGAUAUCGUCAUUGGUGGCUGUACGGAAGCCCAGUGGGAAAAUGCGUUUGUGUAUAUAUCCCAAACCUCUGAACAAAGCGCUAAAGAGAAAUCACUAUGCAACACCAACUAUAGAUGAUAUUUUGCCAGAACUAAGCCAAGCCAGAAUUUUUUCUGUAGUAGACUGCAAGGAUGGCUUUUGGCAUAUUACUCUCGAUGAUGAGAGUAGUUUUCUCACAACAUUCGGAACCCCUUGGGGUAGAUAUCGAUGGCUCCGCAUGCCAUUCGGUAUUAAACCAGCAAGCGAAGAAUUCCAGCGGAGAAUGGAUGAAGCUCUAUCUGGUAUACAUGGAAUCAAAGCGAUUCAUGACGACAUAGUCGUAUACGGUUGUGGAAACUCGGAUGACGAGGCCAUACGUGAUCACGACAAAAAAUUAUCUACCUUGCUAGAGAGAUGCAGGGAGAAAGGGAUCAAAAUCAACAAAGACAAAAUGAAACUAAAAUUGCGAUCCGUGUCAUAUUUAGGACACAUUAUCUCAAGCAAUGGACUCAAAGUUGACCCCUUAAAAAUCAAGGCAAUCACUGAAAUGCCAAGACCUAAAUGCAAAGCAGACAUACAACGUUUACUAGGAAUGGUAAAUUUUGUCCAGAAAUUCGCGCCAAAUCUCUCGGAGAUAACAGCACCCCUCAGAGACCUACUAAAAGCAGAAUCAGAAUUUGUGUGGGACAAUGCUGUACAUGGCAAAACAUUUGACGAAUUGAAAAAACUACUAUCUACGAGCCCUAUACUUCGUUUCUUUGAUCCUAACCUACCGACGACGGUACAGUGUGACGCAUCUGAACGCGGACUAGGAGCCUGUCUCAUACAAAAUGAGCAACCCGUUGCAUAUGCAUCCCGUGCAUUAACGCCUACCGAAGUCAACUACGCACAGAUUGAAAAGGAACUACUCGCUGUUCUCUUUGCCAUGGAACGCUUUGAGCAUUACACACUUGGACGGAAAGUAAAAGUGGAAUCGGACCACAAACCGCUAGAAAUCAUCAGCAAGAAAAGUUUAGUUUCCGCUCCUAAACGUCUUCAACGAAUGCUCUUGCGUCUUCAGAAGUUUGAUUACGAGAUCACAUACAAACGAGGUCUUGAAAUGUAUCUUGCUGAUACACUGAGUCGCGCCUAUCUGCCAACUGUACAGAUACAAAGAAAUGAUUCUGAAGACAGAGUACUCGCCAUUACCGACCGUGCAAAAUCUGAAAAAGAUGCAGAGUCCGUUACAAUGAGUGAAUACGUCACCAUCUCGUCCGAAACUCUAAAGAAAAUCAAAUCUGCAAACUCGCGUGAUGAAACAAUGCAAAAGCUGUACAAAACAAUCAAAGAUGGUUGGCCGGAGCGAGAUGAACUGACACCCGAUAUACAGAUCUUCUACACAUUCAGAGACGAAUUGACUUCACAGGAUGGUUUAAUUUUCAAAGGAGACCGCAUUGUUAUUCCAUCUACAUUGAAAGGUGAAAUUCUUCAAAAGGUACACUCCAGCCACAUUGGUAUUCAAGGAUGUUACCGUAGAACCAAAGAAUCACUAUAUUGGCCAAACAUGAUGAAAGAUAUCGAAUCUUUUAUCAAGGAAUGUCCAGUCUGCGCUACCAUACAGGGUGAGCAAGGCAAAGAAACUCUCAUUUCGCAUGAAAUUCCCGAUAGACCAUGGCAGAAAAUUGGAACUGACCUCUUUCAAUUUAAUGACAAACAAUAUCUCAUCACUGUUGAUUACUAUUCCGAUUUUUUUGAAAUUGAUCGUCUACAUGAUAAAAAAUCAAAGGAAGUCAUCACCAAACUCAAGGCACAAAUGGCCAGACACGGAAUUCCUGAAAUUUUGAUUUCAGACAACGGCCCGCCUUACAAUAGCAAGGAAUUUGCUUAUUUCUCAGAGAACUAUGAGUUCAAGCAUACUACGUCAUCGCCAUUGUACCCAAAAUCUAAUGGGAAAGUUGAAAAUGCAGUUAAAAUUGCAAAAAACCUAAUGAAGAAAUGCCAAUUAGAUAAAAGCGAUCCUUUCCUCGCUCUAUUAGAUUGGAGAAAUACUCCCUCUGAAAAUAUUGGAACUUCUGCAGUUCAACGACUAAUGGCACGCCGUACAAGAACUCUGCUACCAAUCAAAACCGAACUUUUGAAACCAGCCCUAACUCCAAAUGUCAAAGAGCGAUUGAGAGAACGGAAACAUAGAUCAGCAUUUUACUACAAUCGCACAGCGAAAGACCUACCAGAGAUUAAAAGUGGGGAAACCGUGAGAAUUCGACCUUUUGGACAUGAAAAAAAUUGGACGAAGGCAAAGGUCAACGAAAAAGUAAACAUCUGCUCGUAUCAAGUGAUCACGGUGGAUGGUCGCCUCUAUCGACGAAACAGAAAACAUUUGCGCUGCACAAAUGAGCCAUUUGUCGAAAAUAACGAGGUAGUGACAGAUAAGACCGUUAGCACAGCCGAAAACACACCACCAUCAGCAGAUAAGACUACAAUUGAAAAUCAUAAACCACCGUCAGCAGAUAAGACCAAUUAUGCUCUGACUUCGACCAGGAGAUCUACCAGAGAAAUUAAAUUGCCGAAACGAUACGAGGACUUCAAAAUGUAUAAGUGA